Messenger RNA from Biomphalaria glabrata, 2598 nucleotides. RefSeq names its product neprilysin-1-like. Gene Ontology annotation, cellular component: plasma membrane. Gene Ontology annotation, molecular function: metalloendopeptidase activity. NCBI's taxonomy places the organism in Eukaryota, Metazoa, Mollusca, Gastropoda, Planorbidae. Bases 49 to 2532 code for a protein of 827 amino acids. Gene Ontology annotation, biological process: protein processing. The transcript has 23 exons. The record is from RefSeq and is a predicted model, not a curated record.
AAAUGGAUUGAAGAUUUCUCUAUUUCUCUUAAAUCCUCCUUCAAGAACAUGUCUGGAACACUUAGGAAAUCACUCACUUCAGAAGAUUGGACAACAGUUGAUUUACGAGAGCUACAAGAAUUGAGAGAGAGGACAGAGAAGAUCCAAGCUGCGUCCAGAGUCUCACGGGUCAAGUAUCUGAUAAGUUUGGUUGUCUUAAUCGUGUUAGUAUCAAGCGGCCUAGUUGCAUUCAUAUUUUAUCAACAAGUCAUUUCAUCGAAAGGCGAACCCUCAAAAGCAGGGUCCCCCCCAAAACAGGUUCCAAUGGAUGUAGCACACACCGAUACAGCAACGCUGACUUCGAAAAAAGAUCUCCAACAUCAGCCUCUGCUCGAAGGCUCUAGCACUUCAAGAAAGUCUCCCUCAUUGGAAGCUCUCGUCGACUCGUCAAACUCAGUGGCCAAAACAGACACGUCUUUGUUCGUGACUUCAAAAAGAACUACACCAACAACAAUGAAAGCCGAACGAUUUGAAGCACUGACCUAUAUGCAAAACAGCAUUGAUUUGAAUGUCAAUCCGUGUGAAGACUUUUACCAGUUCGCAUGUGGCAAAUGGAAUACAAGUUAUCAUUUGCCGAAUAGCAGUUUAGAAGUCAAUAUGUUUUCACUCAUUGAAACUAAAACAUUCAACGAGAUCAAAGCUCUACUUGAGGCCCCUGCCAAAGAUGAAGAACAACCCAGUCUCAGGAACACGAGAAAAUAUUUUACUUCAUGCAUGAAUGAAGGUUUGAUCGACCAGAUGGGCUAUGACACAUUGAAAGAAAUACUUCUUCAAGAGUUUGAAGGCUGGCCUCUGACAUACAGUAUGUGGGAUGAAUCUAAAUUUGAUCUCGAGGCAACAGUGAAAAACCUGAAUUCCUAUAAUGUUUCAACUCUUUUUUAUUUCACUGCCGACUCUGACCUCAUGAACAAUAGUUAUCGAACUUUGCAGAUUGGACGAGGUGAUUUUGAAACGAUUGAUUUGAUUGGUGUGACACAAAAAGAUUUGAUUUUUAAAAACUAUGGAACGCUUAUAACUGAAGUAGCGAGACUCCUAGGUCCUUACACUUACAACGUGUCGGUUCUAAUGGAGGAUGUGAAAGCAAUGGUACAGUUGGAGAUUGAUCUGGCUUCAUUGAAAGAAGGAUCUGAAGGGUACACCACUCUCAAGUCUCUUGUCGAUACAAGUCAUACGAUGCAACAAUUUCAGGUAUUUGAUUGGAUGAAAUAUGUGACCAUAGUAAUGUCUGCAUCGGAAGUAGCAGUUAAUGAUGUCAACGAAAAUGAGAAGAUAUUAUUGAAGGAUGUUAUCUAUUUACCUGGAAUGGUGGGCGUGAUCUCCAAAACAACAAACAGAACUCUUGCCAACUACUUAGUAUGGAAAUUCAUAUUAACGUGUAUCAAAGCAAUGACGCUGCCAAGAAGAUUCUUUGAUCUUUAUGAGGAAUAUUUGAGCCCAAUAAUGAAGAUUGGAACCACUGACCGUUCUAGAUUAUGUACAUCCACAACUUCCAAUAUUUACAUGUACGCUGUCGCUCAAAUGUUUGUCUCUGAGCAUUUCGAUGGCGAAUCAAAUAAAAAAGCUAGAGAUCUAAUUAAAGAGAUACAAAAAUCUACUGAUUGGGCUUUAGAAAUGAAUGAAUGGAUGGACAGGAAAACAAAGAUCUUCGCCAAGGAAAAGCUGAAGUUGAUGGAUUUAGAGAUUGGUUAUCCAGAAGAACUUGAAAACGAUGAAUACUUGAAUCACUUAUACAUCAACUAUGCACCUCAAAAUGAGUUAUACAUUUGGAAUUAUAUGAAAGUUAUGAAAGAAAUAACUAGUGCUAAACUUCGCAUGGUUCGGGAGUCAUUGGACUUGAAAUCCUGGACGAUGAGUCCCGUCACUUCUGCUGUUGCGCACAUACUGAACAGAAAUCAAGUCAUUAUACCUGCUGGUGUGUUGAGGUAUCCAUUGUUUCACAAAAAUUAUCCUAAGUCAGUGAAUUAUGGUGCUAUCGGAGUUCUUAUGACCCGCGAAAUAUUGCACGGAUUUGAUAGUAUAGGGGCCAAAUUUAACCAGAAUGGACAUUUACAAGACUGGUGGUCAGAGAAUACUAGACGAAAUUUUACACAAAAAAUUCAAUGUUUGACUGACCAGCUCAACAAAUAUUUUAACAAGGAAAUCAAUGCUAGGGUGAACCAAAAGCUAAAUAAAGUAGAAAACUCUGCUGAUAAUGGAGCAAUCAAGAUAGCUUACAAGGCAUACAGAAGCAGCAUAGAAGCAGAAGGCAAAGAGGAACCUAUUCUGCCAUCUCAAAACUUGACACACAAUAGGAUGUUUUUCUUAAGCUUCGCUCAGACAUUUUGUUCAGAGAUUAGCGUUGAUUAUUUAAAAUACUUGAAAACAUUUAAUCGACACCGCCAAGACAUUAUUAGAGUCAAUGCCGCUAUCCAAAACUCUCCAGAGUUCGCCGAUGUCUAUUCUUGCCCUCUUGGUUCUCCUAUGAACCCAAAAAACAAAUGCUUUCUAUGGUAACGCAGACAACAGGAAAGGAAAGUUUUGUUUUAUUAUGUUCAUUAAUAAAAAUUUGCACAUUUUUAA